Messenger RNA from Kalmanozyma brasiliensis GHG001, 996 nucleotides. RefSeq names its product Lactate/malate dehydrogenase, N-terminal. The transcript is spliced from 3 exons. The coding region runs from base 1 to 996 and encodes 331 amino acids. The record is from RefSeq and is a predicted model, not a curated record. NCBI's taxonomy places the organism in Eukaryota, Fungi, Basidiomycota, Ustilaginomycetes, Ustilaginales. Gene Ontology annotation, cellular component: cytoplasm. Gene Ontology annotation, molecular function: L-malate dehydrogenase (NAD+) activity. Gene Ontology annotation, biological process: malate metabolic process; tricarboxylic acid cycle.
AUGGUCAAGGCUACUGUUAUCGGCGCCGCUGGUGGUAUCGGACAGCCCCUCUCGCUGCUCCUCAAGCAGUCUUCGCUCGUUACAGACCUCGCUCUCUACGAUGUCGUCAACGCCCCCGGUGUCGCUGCCGAUCUCUCGCACAUCAACACCCCCUCGAUCGUCACCGGCUACCUCCCCAAGGACGAUGGCCUCGCAAAGGCGCUCAAGAACGCCGACAUUGUCGUCAUCCCUGCCGGUGUCCCCCGUAAGCCUGGUAUGACCCGCGACGACCUUUUCAACAUCAACGCCGGCAUCGUCAAGGACAUUGCCGUUGGCAUUGCCGAGCACUCGCCCAAGGCAUUCGUCCUGGUCAUCUCGAACCCUGUCAACUCGACCGUCCCCAUUGUCGCCGAGGUUCUCAAGAAGAAGGGUGUCUACGACCCCAAGAAGCUCUUUGGUGUUACCACGCUCGACGUUGUUCGCGCUUCCACCUUCAUCUCCGAGGCUGCUGGCAAGCCCACCGAGUCGCUCAACUACCGCAUCCCUGUGGUUGGUGGUCACUCUGGUGUUACCAUUGUUCCCUUGAUCUCUCAGUCGCAGCCGCCCAUUUCGGUGGACCAGGCCAAGAUCGAGGCUCUGACCAACCGAAUCCAGUUUGGUGGUGAUGAGGUUGUCAAGGCCAAGGAUGGUGCUGGCUCUGCGACGCUUUCGAUGGCCUAUGCCGGCGCCCGUUUUGCUAUCGCCGUCCUUGAGGCUGCCUCUGGCAAGCCUCUGGCUCAGCCCGAGAUGGGCUAUGUCGACCUCACCGCCGACGCCGCCGGCGCUAAGGAGGUCACCAAGGUCAUCGGUGACGAAACUCCCUUCUUCUCCGUCCCCCUCCAGCUCGGCCCCUCCGGCGUUGAGAAGAUUUUGCCUCUCGGCAAGCUCAACGACUACGAGUCCGAACUCAUCAAGAAGGCCGUCGCCGACCUCAACGGCAACAUCUCCAAGGGCGUUCAGUUCACUGCCAACCUCUAA